Molecule: messenger RNA, 1182 nt
Organism: Debaryomyces tyrocola
Lineage: Eukaryota; Fungi; Ascomycota; Pichiomycetes; Serinales; Debaryomycetaceae
Source: the annotation of a GenBank genome assembly
AUGGUAUUUAGGCUUGUCAAGACAGCAAUAUCUAAUACACUACCUUUUAAGAAAACGAUGGUUGAAUACGGCGGGAAACUAGCUCUUGCACCGAUGGUGAGAAGCGGAGAGAUCCCCACCAGACUCAUGGCCUUGCGAUAUGGAGCAGAUCUUGUGUGGACCCCCGAGAUUGUUGAUAAGAAGCUCAUCAAGUGUGAGCGGGUGAUAAACGAUGAUUUAGGGACGGUUGACUUUUUGGACCCAAAUAAGAAGCUUGUUUUUCGAACAUUUCCCUCAAAGGAACGGGGAAAGCUCAUUUUCCAGAUUGGAUCUGCCGACGCCGAGUUGGCAGCACAGGCUGCUAAGAUAGUGGCACAGGAUGUGGAUGGGAUAGACUUGAACUGUGGGUGUCCCAAGCCGUUUUCCACGCAUUCGGGAAUGGGGGCUGCGUUGUUAACAAACCCCGAUUUGCUUGAACUGAUCUUACGAAAUUUAGUGUCAGAAGUGGGAAAAGUGUACGAUAUUCCAAUCAGUGCUAAGAUCAGGCUUCUAGAUGAUGCAGAUGUGACUCCUUCAUUGGCACUUAUUGAUAGAUUGUGCAAGACGGGAAUUUCGAACUUGACGUUACACUGUCGUACCCCAAGAAUGAGAAAUAGGGACACUCCAGUGAGGGACUUUUUACCUUCAAUUAUCGAUACUGUUCACGCCAAUAAUGUGAGUUUUAUUAUCAACGGAUCUAUCCGCAAUCGUCGUGAGUUCCACUUAUUACAGCAGAAGUACGGUGAUAAAGUUGGGGGAAUGAUUGCAGAAAGUGCGGAAUCUAAUCCAACUGUUUUUGCAGAAACUCCGUUGCCUUGGAACCAAGUAGUACCCGAAUUCAUCAAAAUAGCACAAGAUAUGGAUAAUUAUCCCGGGAACACAAAAUAUAUAAUGCUCAAUCAAGUUCCAGGAAAAUCCAAGUUCUAUCAAAAGUUCUGUCAGGUCAAGACUCAUAAAGAAUUACUUGAAAUCGCCGAAACCAUAGGCGACGAGGGAAAUAGGAUUAUGAUGAAGUAUUUGCAGAAAGAUGUAUUGAUCAACCCUUCAGAUUUCGAGGGUUACCAAUAUGAAAUGCAAAAUAAACGCAGACUAGAGCAUGAGGAUAAAAUUAAUGAUAACGACAAAAUCGGUAAGAAACAGAAAACAGUAGCUGUCGCUGUAUAA